AACAAUCGCGCAUAUUCAACUUCCGCAUUUAGACGAGCAACCGGAGCUACACUUUGACGCUGGAAAGUGAUCGCAGUCUACGUAAAAUUCACUCAUUGAAAGGGUAAUCAACUUAAAUAUAAAUGGCGUCCCAGAAUUUGGAUCCUGCUCUGGCCGCUGCAGCAGCAAGAAGAAAAGACAAAUCUUGCGAUUCACCAAACAAAAAAGAUGGGCAUUCCGUCAGUACGAGAUUGCAAAAAGAACUGAUGAGUCUUAUGAUGAAAUGUAGUGGCAAAGGAAUCUCAGCUUUUCCAGAAGAUGACAACAUAUUCAAAUGGAUUGGGACAAUAGAGGGGCCUGCAGAAUCGGUUUAUGAAUCUCUGAAGUACAAGCUUUCACUGGAGUUCCCAUCUCGUUACCCUCACGUCGCUCCAACAGUCAAGUUUGUCACCCCAAUAUUUCAUCCUAACGUCGACAACGAUGGCAAUAUAUGCUUAGACAUCCUGAAAGAAAAGUGGUCAGCAUUGUACGAUGUCGGCUCACUACUCAUGUCAUUGCAAAUCUUAUUAGGAGAACCCAAUAAUGACAGCCCCCUCAAUGUUCAAGCUGCAGAAUUGUGGACCAACCAAGCUGCCUACAAGAAGACAGUACUAGAAAAAUACCAUAAAGCAACAUCAAAAUGAUUGUGUGGGAUCAUGUGAUUCCUUGUGUGACAGAUUAUAUUUAUUACAGACUAUAACUACUAGCAAGAGUUAACUGUAAAAAUGUACAUACUGUAAAUAAAACAAAAUAAGUCUGCUUCCAAUGUAUUUCUAAAGAGAGACAAUGGUAUACCGGUAGGUACAAAAGUAGUAGAAGCAACACUUCAAGAAUGAGAGAAAACUUAAUCCCAGUGGAAAGACAGAUGCUUUUAUUACAUUUGUUUUUACUGAAAUUAGAUGUGAUACCUGACAAGAGGAUACAGUAUAAUUUUUAAAGUUUAUUUUUAGUUAAAAACAGACUUAGGUUACAAUUGGUAUGUUUUGUAUAACUGCCAGAAUAGAUAUGAUAGAUUUAAACGUAUUGACAAAGCAAUGAUACCUCAAAAGUUUUCUUGGAAUUCUGAAAAAGAGCAGCUGUUUUCUGUAGGAAAUGAGAAACUAUGUUUUUUUCAAAUGUCAUAAUUCAAUAGAAACAGCUUUGCUUUUGUCAUUAUUUAGAGAAAUUUCAGCUACUCUGGGUUUCAGAGUCAUGUUGUAGCCCUUUUGGAGUUAUUUUGCCAACCAGGAGCUGCAAUGUCUUUAAGAUUUUUAGGCAUCAACAAAGAAGUAUAUAACUAUAUGAUUUACACACUCCCAAGAAUAUAGACUUUUUCAUGGCAAAAGUUCAAACAUGCAAAUUACCUAGAAAACAAGGGGGAAAUUACUGUAUUUCUUUGUCUUUAUUUACACACAGAGCAAUAAUGAUCUACCUGAAGGUUAUUCAUUUCUAGCAAUUUACAAUGCACAUAUCUCCUAAUCUCAUCCUCAUUUGAUAUUUUUCUGUUUAAAAAUUGCUUUGUUCAAUUGUUUUGUUUCAAUAUACUUUUGUGCUCGGUCCUUUCAUUGUUAUACAAUGCAGUCAACUCUAAAUAAUACAUGUACUGGUUUUUUUUUUUUUUCAAUUGCGGUAUAAAUCAUGAAGAGUGAAAUUAUACACAAGAGUUGAUUCUCAUUGCUAUUAACUUGUUCAUGUUCAAGGAUACUAUUCAAAUACCUCUGCAUUUUUGUUGGGAGGGGGGAGGGGGGAGGUGGGAUGGGGAAUUGCCAUACUUGUCAAACAUAUAUGUGUUUACUUAGAAACUAUUCUUUAACAAUUUGUUAGUUUUUAAAACAUGGCUUUAAAAAAUUAUGUGUCAGAUUUGUAUUUCAUCUCAAAUAUUGUCAUGUCAGGGCCGUGUUGCAUAAAACUUACCAUUUAUCAUGGUAACUUUGCCAUCAAUGGCUACUACCAUGGUUACAGGGCUCAACAGCCAAUCAAAAUCAAGGUUUCCAUGGUAGUUACCAUUGAUGGCAAAGUGACCAUUAAUGGUAAGUUUUGUGCAACAGGGACCUGAUCAGUGUAUAUGUACAUGUAUUUGUUUACGUUAGCAACCCUGAAGAACUUAUCUACCACGAUCUGUUUCCAAGCACCAACGAUAUAUUCAAGCAAUGGAUGCAGCUCCUCAUAUUGCUGCCUAUAAUAUGGUCAUUCAUGUUGGCUGUAUGCCAAGGGGAUGUGUAUACUAUAGUACGUGUCCAUGGUAAACAACUGAAUAUGUGUGUGAGUGUCAUUUUAUAAUGUUUUUAUAUGUACAAGUAAGCAUUCAAUAAAAAUGUUGAAAUAAAAAA
Strongylocentrotus purpuratus (purple sea urchin) is the source of this 2327-nucleotide messenger RNA. RefSeq names its product ubiquitin-conjugating enzyme E2 C (gene ube2c). The transcript has 5 exons. The coding region runs from base 123 to 662 and encodes 179 amino acids. NCBI's taxonomy places the organism in Eukaryota, Metazoa, Echinodermata, Echinoidea, Camarodonta, Strongylocentrotidae. The record is from RefSeq and is a predicted model, not a curated record.